Cydia pomonella (codling moth) is the source of this 2448-nucleotide messenger RNA. RefSeq names its product trans-1,2-dihydrobenzene-1,2-diol dehydrogenase-like. Gene Ontology annotation, molecular function: nucleotide binding. Lineage: Eukaryota; Metazoa; Arthropoda; Insecta; Lepidoptera; Tortricidae. The coding region runs from base 209 to 1225 and encodes 338 amino acids. The transcript is spliced from 6 exons. The record is from RefSeq and is a predicted model, not a curated record.
CCUGCCGCUGAGAGACUGCUUCAGGUCUUGCCCCGCCGUGUGUGUGGCGGUCAUUCACCGGCUUUGCGUCGGCCAGCAUCGCCUAAGUGAUCUAAUCAUUAUAUGUCUGCGAUUGUUAUCGUUCUAAUCCCUUCCAACUCGACAAUGCCAUAUUGAAUGCAUACAAUACAAUCUAUAUUAGUUUGUCGCCGGCCGUCAAUCAGUAAAUAUGACUAUCCGCUGGGGCAUCGUAAGCGCGGCGAAGAUCGCCAACGACUUCGUCAACGCAAUGAACAGCUUCCCCGGCAAGGGCGACCAAGCUGUCGUAGCCAUCGCGGCGAGGGAUCGGAGCUGCGCCGAGGCGUUCGCGAAGACACACAACAUCCCUACGGUGUUCGAUUCUUAUCAGGCUAUGGCAGAGAGUGAGGGGGUUAUCGAUGUAGUCUACAUCGGCACUCUAAACCCCGACCACUAUCCCCUAGCCAAACUCUUCCUCGAGCACGGCAAGCACGUUCUCUGCGAGAAGCCCCUCUGCCUCAAUCUGAAGCAAGCCCAGUCCCUCAUCAACAUCGCCAAGAAAAACAAACGCUUCCUCAUGGAAGCUGUGUGGUCCAGGUUCGCGCCCGCGUAUCUGGAGUUGGAGAAGGAGAUUGCGUCUGGAAAGUUGGGGGAGGUGAAGAGAGUGGAGGUUAAUUUUGGAGUCCCCUUGCUGGAUGUUGCCAGGCUGAGCAAAAAAGACUUGGGCGGCAGUACAGUCCUAGACCUCGGAGUAUACGUCCUCCAAUUCGCGCAACUGGUAUUCAAGGACGAGCCGACGAAGGUCACGGUGGUCGGAGAGACUAAUGAAGACGGCGUGGACAUAGACGAGACCAUCAUCCUUGAGUACUCGGGCGGCCGGCGCGCCGUGCUGACCGCGGACGCGACCGUCAAGAUGUGGAACAAGGCCACCGUCACCGGCACCAAGGGCCGCGCUACGGUCGAAGAACCCUUCCACUUCCCUGAAACCCUGAUCCGGGCUGACGGCACAGUGGAGGUAUUCAAACUACACGACUCCAAGCUGCCUUAUAACUUCGGCAAUAGCGCGGGACUCGUCUACGAGUCGCUAGAGGUCGCGCGGUGCAUUAGAGAAGGUCUGUUGGAGUCUCCACGCAUGAGCCACAGAGAGAGCCUCGUGCUGGCCAAACUCGAAGACACCGUUCGAAAACAACUGGGAGUGCAUUACGACGCUGAUGAUCAGGAGUUUUAAGAGGAAAGGGGGACCGCUUCGCUUCUCCAUACAAACGCAGUCCCCAUUUUCCUCACUGGAUAUUGACAUUAUAGCUAACGAAGGGGUCGUUUGAAUUUCGAUUAUUUUAAUUCAUAAUUACGAAGUGACUAGGAUAAUCGCUUUCGGGAAAAAUGCGAAAAAAAAAAUUUGCUACAAGGAAUAACUGCGUUUGGGUAAUUGAUCUAACAAAUCAGCUAGUAAGUUCGAUGAAAUUUAAAUUGGAAUAUAAUUGCAUUGUUUUAUUUGUUCAAUUUUCAGACAAACUGAAAUCAACUCUAUAAUUUACAUUUUAGGUUAAAUUUUCAUUAGCAAUAUUAUGACUGGUCCUUUACAGGCACUCUUAACUCAAAAGCGUCCCUCAGCAAUAUCAACGCCACAUGUCGAGCUCUUCACAGUGCUAAUUAUAAUUAACCUACGUACUAUACAUACUUAUUAUAAAGCUCAAAUUUUCCUGAAGAUUUAGUGCAGUAUUAUGAAAAUGAAAAAGAUUUAUUGAGACAGCGGUCCCCAAACUAGGCCGGGCCUGUAUCUUGGGGACCAUAGAGAUUCCAUAAGUAAUUAACUAAUUACACGUAUGUCUUAUGUUACGUCUAUAGUUUAUAUGAAUUCACUUAGUACUAAAGAGAAUUGAUUGCAAUAGAGAGGUAAAGUCUAAGAAAAAAACGUGCCCCUUAGUUUGUCAUCCAAAACGUACGGCGCCAUAUGUUGUGCGGUCACUAAAUUGUCGAAAAGGAAGAAAAAAAAUUGUGAAACGUCCACUUUUGAUAAUCACAGUUACCGCAAAAUGUAUGGAGCUGUACAGCGCCAUCUCGUUUACCUGUCAAAUGCGAGGCAGGAAAUUGACUUAAAUUUUAUACAUCUUACUCGAUGUAUAUAAAAUGAACUAGACUAAAAUAUUAGUAUAGAACCGAAGUUAUAAAGAAUGAAGCAUUAGAUAAAUAGUUUAAUACUGAAAACUGCAUGUAUCAACUUAGGUAUAAACCUGAAUGUCAUAUUUAGUAUAUAAAAAUAUAUUUUAGUUUUUCGUUGACUUGCAUGACAUUUAUAUGUACUUCUGGUCUCCCGCGAUACAGGCCUAGCCUAGUGCGGGGACUCCUGGAAACUCUGUUGUCAAUCUAGUUAUGCACCAACUCUUAAAAACAACUGCUGUAUACUUUUUCUGUGUCCUUUCUUGUGCAAUAAACAUAUUUUUUAUCUUUUUA